GGAGGAAGAGGAAGACAGCUCGAAAACUUUUCCCUCUAGUAGCAGUUUCCUGGCAGUUUCUCACUUCAAUGGCUACCGUCCGAGAAAAAUAGGUAAGAAGCUGACCCAUAUUCCUGAAUGCACAGUGCAGAGAUCUUAUUGGGAGAUUCAAGUGGUUGCAAAUCUGGCCAGAAGUCUUGUCAGAUAUAAGAGCUGGAUGAAAUGAAAGCCAUAGCCAGAGGACGUAGUACUGGUAUUGCCAGGCAUGGAGAUGCUCCCAGAAGGGGUAGAAAGCCAAAGAGAAAGCUGGAAGCAGGCGCCCACCAGAGCACUCUAGUGGGAGGAGGGGUGAGCGGUCACACCCUCCUCUGCCAAAAACCUGAUGGCACUGUUCCUCAGGAAGCAGCAGUCUUUGCCAAUAAUGGCCUCCAGCUCAACAAACAGAACGGCGCCAGCUCUGAAAAGACCCAGGCUUUGGCUCCAGGGGGUUUGUUGUCGGGGCAUGCAUCUAAUACCCCAUCCACCACAGCUGCACCCACAGGGGAGGGCAGCGGGGUACGACAGGAGCACGGGCAAGUUGUCGAUCCCUCUCCAGGAAAGAGCCGCAUGGCUUGGAAGUCCAUGGUGAAAUCCGCUCCUGCUCCUCAUGUACUCCAGAUGCUGAAUAAAGACAAAUCCCCAGCCACAGCAGUAAGAGACGUGGAGAAACCUCUGCAUAUCAAGCUACCUCGGACUCAGAAGCCAUCUGCACUGCCUCGAACAGUUUCAAAGAAAAAGAAAAGGAAAAUGGGAACAUAUAAUUUUGUCAACAAGAAGAAAACAAAGGUGGUGAAAAGAGGGACCCAACCCUUAUUUUCAUCUCAGGAAAGUUCCACCAUGGAAGGCGCCACCUAUGGUGGUAUGGAAGCAGAAGCUGGAGCAGUGGCCCCUGAAGACCGAGCAGAUACAUCUAGAACAGACACCUCUGUGUCUACAGAUGAGACCAGCCCAAAGGACACACCGCACGAAGUGGCCAGAGGGAUCGAGAUGUACACAGAGUUCCCUCUGCACUCACUUGACCUGAAGGGUCAGGAGGACAUCUUCUGCUCCCUGCAGUCAGGUAUGUCAGAUGGCCCGGACGCCAUGGAGACAGAUGCCAUGCUGGAGCUCCCGCUGUGCUGCUGCCGCAUGGAGGCCCCCAAGAGCCAGGAGAUCCUGACGCUGUCCGAGGGCAAGUGCAUGGCUGUGGAGAGUGUGGACGGACAGCUCAGUCUCUGCAGGAAGAACAUCCAGAAGCAGGAAAUGAUGCGGCCAUCCAUCCGGAUUCCGCUGUUGGUGCUGUGUGAGGACCACCGCGCUGGCAUGGUCAAGCACCAAAGCUGCCCCCGCUGUGGUUUCUUCUGUCGGGCAGGGACCUUUAUGGAAUGCCAGCCUGAUGGCAACAUCUCUCACCGGUUCCACCGCGGCUGUGCCUCAGUCAUCCGUGGGCAGAUCUACUGCCCACACUGUGGCGAGGAUGCUAGCCAGGCGCAGGAAGUCACCAUCGCCAAGCCAGACGCCAUGUUUGUUAUGCCAACAGCGACCGCUCUCCAAAACAAGACGGAUCUCUCACUGAAGGGUAGGUCUAAGAUUGGCCCUUAUGCGGCGUCUCCCAGUAAGUCCAAAACUGGAGCCGUGGCUGCGGAGGCGGGCGCCACCAAAGAAACACUCGAGGGCAUCCUGGAAGCACUGGAUGAGCAAACGACCUCAAGGUAUAAGAAAACACAAUAUCCUCCAGCGCAGCUUUUUACCUCUGCUAAGCAAGGAGACCUGCAGUCAGUCAUGCAGAUGUUGGUGGAAGGGGCAGACCCCAAUCUAACAGUGGACGGCACCAAGAGGCAGACACCCCUGCAUGCAGCGGCAGGAGGGGGCCAUAAUGAGAUCUGCCACAUGCUGGUGCAGGCUGGCGCCAAUCUUGACAUGUGUGAUGAAGGUCAGAGAACCCCGCUGAUGUAUGCGUGCCAGAACAAUCACCUGGAAACGGUUAAAUACCUGCUCAAAGCAGGUGCAGCCACUAACCAGAAGGACCUGAGUGGCUCCACAUGUCUGCACCUGGCAGCUAAAAUGGGCCAUUACAGCAUCAUGCAGCACCUGCUCACCGUGGCCUCUCUCGAUGUGAACUGUCAGGACGAUGGUGGAUGGACUCCAGUCACGUGGGCGAUCGAAUACAAGCACAAAGACCAGGUGCACCUGCUGCUGUCCAAAGGCGCCGAUGUCCACGUGAGGGACAAGGAGGAGAACAUUUGCCUGCACUGGGCAGCCUUCUCCGGCUCGGACGACGUGGCGCAGCUUCUGCUGGAGAUGGGCUCUGACCUCCACGCCAUCAACAUCUACGGGGACUCGCCGCUGCACAUUGCCGUCCACGAGGAGCGACUCGACUGUGUGAUGCUCUUCCUGUCCCGGGGGGCGGAUGUCAACAUGAGGAAUCGAGACGGGGACACCCCUCUGGAGCGCUGCCGGCCCAACUCCAAGCUGUGGACUAUCCUCAACACCAACAAGAAGCUGACGGACGCCAGGAAGGGCAGGGAUAACCAGGGGGACAGAGUCAUAAGCAAGGAUAUCUCUCGAGGAUAUGAGUUGGUCCCCAUUUCCUGUGUGAAUGGAGUGGAUCACGAGCCCUGCCCCAGCAACUUCAAAUAUGUCCCUGAAAACUGCUGCACGUCUCAAAUGAAUAUUGAUGAAAACAUCACACACUUACAGCACUGCAAAUGCAAAGAUGACUGCUCCUCCAAUAACUGUGUUUGUGGCCAGCUCAGUAUACGUAGCUGGUAUGACAAGGAGGGCCGGUUGCUUCCGGAGUUUUCCCGGGAAGACCCGCCCUACCUCUUCGAGUGCAACCACGCCUGCUCGUGCUGGAGGUCGUGCCGGAAUCGUGUGGUACAGAACGGACUCCGGACCAGGCUCCAGGUCUUCCGAACCGAUCAGAUGGGUUGGGGAGUAAGAGCGCUGCAGGACAUCCCCGAGGGGUCGUUCGUCUGCGAGUAUGUGGGAGAAAUAAUCACCGAUAAAGAGGCCAACACUAGAGGAAACGACGCCUUUCUCUUUAAUUUGGACAACAAGGUUGGUGAUGUCUACUGUAUUGAUGCCCAGUUCUAUGGCAACGUGGCCCGGUUUCUGAACCACUUAUGUGAGCCUAACCUGUUCCCUGUCCGAGUAUUCACCAAACACCAGGACCUGCGUUUCCCUCGGGUGGCUCUCUUCUCCUGCAGGCACAUCAGAGUCGGAGAAGAACUUGGCUUUGACUACGGUGAGCACUUCUGGAAGGUCAAGAGCAAGUACCUGAGCUGUCAGUGUCGCUCGCCCAAAUGCAGGUAUGCUGCACGUGCCCUGGGCCAGAGCCAGGUGAGCCCCGCGCGGAUGACACCUGGUCCUCUGCCCCCCGGUCCACUCUCCCGCGCACAGACCGCCGGCCCCACCAGUCUCCAGGCCACCAAACCAUGAGCCCACAAGCUUCCCCGCCUGUGCUUUUACAUUUUUUUAAUGUGGAGUCCUAAUGUAAGAAUGUUUGUCAUGUACCAAUACUAAAUUGAGCAUAGGGUGGUACUAAGCGCAUUUUUAAAGAAAACUGCCUUAUAGAAAAAGCACAUGUUUGAUUGUUGAAUGAUCCUCUAUCAGACUAUGAAUUCAAAUGUGGUGCCAGUGGAUGUGUGUGGUAGUGAACUGCAUGCUCUUACUUCCACGAAAUCGUAGAUUUUAGAUUGAAAUGAAUGUGUGAUAGGAAAAUAGCAAUGAUGAGAAGCCAAUUAUUUUACAAUUAUAUUUUUUACCAAAUGUGUCUGUACAGAAUGAUGGGAGAUGUGUCAGGGGGCAAAAUGUUGGAAUGGCCACUUUGCUGAGGAAAAUAAGCCUAUGGCUUAGUACUCCAGGGUAAAAUAAUGAAAUCUGUUAAUCAGUGCUGAGAAUCAUUGUCUUAUGUGGGUUUUACUAGUAUUAUCUAAGAAAUAAAGACAAUUCAAAGUC
Molecule: messenger RNA, 3957 nt
Organism: Alosa sapidissima (American shad)
Lineage: Eukaryota; Metazoa; Chordata; Actinopteri; Clupeiformes; Clupeidae
Gene: ehmt1a
Product: euchromatic histone-lysine N-methyltransferase 1a
Exons: 24
Coding region: 202-3438 (1078 amino acids)
Cellular component (GO): nucleus
Molecular function (GO): p53 binding; protein-lysine N-methyltransferase activity; histone methyltransferase activity
Source: RefSeq, a predicted model, not a curated record